ACCUGCCGGGAUAUGUGCUCUGACAUUAAAAAUGGUAAAUUCUUCCUCUGCAACUGUAACAUGGAAUCCAACCAAGACUAACUUCACUUCUUAUAAAGCAUCUUUAUCAAACAACACCUUUAUAAAAAAGUUCAGAAUUCCAGGAACAGUGACUGACUUCAGUGUUACAGACCUGACUGCUGGGGGCAUUUAUAAUUUCACACUGAGAAGACUAAAAGGAAAUAUUGAAGGAGCUUCCUCUGUCCUUGAAUUUGUAACAGAACCUGCAAAGCCAGAAGGUCUUAAAUUCUUCAAUGUUUCAUCACAUUAUUUUUCACUAUAUUGGAGACUGCCACAUGGGCUUGUAGACAGAUUUCAUGUGGAUCUUGUUCCCGAUCAUGCUUCAGUUGUUAUCCUAGAUCUUGGAGUUAGGGAGUUUCAAGCUGAUUUUUCCAAUACUAUUCCUGGAACAACAUACAGUGUCACAGUUUCUGCAGUUUCUUCCUCAGUCUAUAGUUCACCUGCAAGUAGAACAGUGACAACAAAUGUGACAAAUCCUGGGCCACCCAUGUUCCUUGCAGGUGAAAGAGUGGGUUCUGCUGGGAUUCUGCUGUCAUGGAACACACCACUCUAUCCAAAUGGGAGAAUUCUCUCAUAUGUUGUCAAAUAUAAAGAAGUCUGCCCAUGGAUGCAAGCAGGUUAUACACAGGUCACAACCAAGCCAGAUAGUUUGGAAGUUCUUCUCACCAGUCUUAACCCUGGAACAACUUAUGAAAUUAUGGUUGCUGCUGAGAACAGUGCUGGUGUUGGAGUGUUUAGUGAUCCUUUCCUUUUUCAGACUGCAGAAAGUGCUCCAGGUAAAGUAGUGAAUCUCACAGUUGAAGCCUUAAAUUCUUCAGCUGUAAAUCUGAUCUGGUUUCUCCCUCGGCAACCAAAUGGAAAGAUAACUAGUUUCAAGAUUAGUGUGAAACAUGCAAGAAGUGGAAUUGUAGUGAAAGAUGUCUUGGUUAAAGUAGAGGACCUUCUGUCUGGGUGGAUGAAGAAAACCCUUUCUGAUAAGAGUGAAUCUUUUUUGUGGAGUACUACCACUCCUUCAACUACUUUUGGGAAACCCACAGUUCUUUCACAGACUACAGUGACACCAGUUACAGAGGCACCAAGUCAAAUGAGCUCUGUUUGGAGUGAACCCAUCAGCUUUGUUGUAUCUAACCUCAGGCCAUACACCACCUAUCUUUUUGAAGUCUCUGCAGUUACCACUGAAGCGGGCUACAUUGACAGCGCCAUUGUCCGGACACCAGAAUCAGUUCCAGAAGAUCCACCACAGAAUUUUGCCAAGAGCAACAUUACAGCGAAGUCUUUCUCAGUAAUGUGGGAUCCACCAACCAUAGUAACAGGGAAAUUUAGUUACAGAGUUGAGCUGUAUGGACCAUCUGGUCAUGUUCUGGAUAACAGUACAAAAGACCAUAGGUUUGUGUUUAGUAACCUUGUGCCGUUUACAACAUACGACGUGUACGUCAGUGCUGAGACAAGUGCUGGGCUGGGGCCAAGGACCAACCUUACAGUUUUCACUCCUGCAGACGUCCCAGGUGCUGUAUCAGAUUUACAACUAGCAGAAGUGGAAGCCACAUAUAUAAAAAUUAUUUGGAGGAAGCCACAGCAACCAAAUGGAAUCAUUACCCAGUACAGAGUUAAAGUACACAUGCAGGAAACACUCGUCACUCUGGAAAACACUAUUCUUGGAGACAAAAAUAAGUAUCUGAUUGAUUCUUUGGAACCAUACGCAAUAAAUGAAAAUACCAAACCUUCUCCUCCCCCUUGGAAUUCAGUGGAAGCAGACAAUGAUUUAUAUGAAGGUUCAGCUGAAAUGUUUCCCAGUAUUCAGACAGCUUCCCCAGUAAUAUUUACAAGUGUAUCUGGUGAUAAUUUGCCUGAUAUAAAUGGAGCUGCAGAGCUGCAUUCUGCUUUGGAUAAUGAAUAUAACAUUGAUAUUUUGGCUGAAGAGCUGUCCUAUAUUAUAAAGGGCCUCACACCUUUCACAGAUUACACAAUUAGUGUGUCUGCUUUCACGGCUGUUGGAGAAGGACCACCAGCAGUUCUUACAGCCAGGACACAGGAGCAAGUCCCAAGCUCAGUACAAAAUAUAUAUUACAAAAAUAUUAGUUCCUCCUCUGUCUUGCUGUAUUGGGAUCCUCCAGCAAAUCCCAAUGGGAAAAUCAUUCAUUACACGGUUUAUGCAAUGGAACUGGAUACAAAAAGAGCAUUUCAUGAAACUACUUCAAACAACAGCUUACUUAUGACAGGUUUAAAAAAGUACACGAAUUAUAAAAUGAGAGUCACAGCCUCUACUGCAGUUGGAGAAAGUGCUGUGUCUGAAGAGAAUGAUGUUUUUGUGCGAACCCCUGAGGAUGAACCAGACUCCCCACCUCAAAACUUAGAAUUAAUAAAUGUAACUGCAACAGAAAUAAAUCUGAGAUGGUUACCACCUGAGCAGCCUAAUGGUCUCAUAACUCACUAUGAAGUUCUGUACAGCGAUUCCAGUGAUUUUUUCAUGAAAAAUGCCUCAUCUACAAGUAUAUCACUAAGUGAAAUGAAGCCAUACACUCUCUACAACAUCUCAGUAAGGGCAUUCACCAGACUUGGCUAUGGGAAUCAGUCAUCUUUUCCACUUCUGGUCAGAACUUCUGAAACUGUUCCUGAUUCUGCACCAGAAAACAUAACCUAUAGAAACAUCUCAUCCAUGGAAAUUGAGUUAUCAUUUUUUCCACCAUCCAUUCCCAAUGGAAUCAUACAGACCUACACAAUAUAUCUCACGAGGACUAAUGGGACUGAAGAAAGAGUUAUAAACACUACUCUUCUGACACUACGUAUUGCAGAUUUAAAUAAAUAUACAGAAUAUACUGUAGAAGUGUCUGCUAGUACCGCAGUGGGGGAGGGCAUCCGUAGUUCACCUCUGCAUAUACUAACUGAUGAAGAUGCUCCAAGUUCUCCUCCACAAGCCCUCACUGUAAAACAGUUGUUGGGUGUCACUGUGAAGUUGUCAUGGAAACCUCCGCUGGAGCCAAAUGGAAUUAUCCUCUAUUACACAGUUUAUGUCUGGAAUAAAAUGUCAAACAGGAGUGUAAAUGUAGCAGAAACAUCACUGGAAUUCACAGACCUAGAGUAUAACUGUGAGUAUAGUGCUUACCUAACAGCAAGUACAAGAUUUGGAGAUGGCAACAUAAAAAGUGAUACUAUAAUAUUCAGAACUUCUGAAGGAGCACCAAGUGAUCCUCCAAAAGAUGUUACAUACAGAAACCUUACUUCCACAUCAAUAAUGCUAUCCUGGUCUCCUCCUCAAAAGCCUAAUGGAAAUAUACUGUACUACUCAGUUUAUUUCAAAAACAAUUCAGGAAUAUUCAUACAGAAUUUCACAAGUUAUGGUAUUGACAGCAACGUCAGUGCGUCUCCAAUUGUAGUGCUGGAUGACUUGGCAAAAUACAGCCAUUAUACUUUGUGGUUAACUGCAAGCACAGCAUUUGGAGAUGGAAACAAAACCAGUGAAAAAAUAGAUGUUUAUACAGAUCAGGAUAUCCCAGAAGGUUUUGUUGAAAAUCUGGUCUAUCAAAACAUUUCCUCAUCUUCUGUAAAUGUAAGCUGGCUUCCACCAUCCCAGCCAAAUGGCUUAGUCUUCUUUCAUGUUUCUCUAAGUUUAAUGCAACUGGGAACCAGUAAGAUAUUAUCUUUCCUUACUUACAACACAAGCAUAAUUUUUGAUGAUCUGGAGAAAUAUACUGAUUACCUUCUGAAAAUCACACCAGCCACUGAUAAAGGAUCUUCUGAAUGGCAUACUCUAAGUCUUCAUAUAAGAACUGAUGAAGAUGUCCCAGAAUCAGCGCCUGUAAUCAAAAAAUUUUCAAAUCUCUCAACUACCUCAGUUAUGCUUUCAUGGGACCCUCCUGUUAAGCCAAAUGGUAUUAUAAUACGUUAUGAUUUAAAUCUAUUUGGGCCAGAAAGGAAUAGCUCAUUCUCUAGCACCGAUAAUUUUAUUAUUUUGGAAGACCUUCUGCCAUUCACACUGUACAGCAGUUAUGUAGCUGCCAGAACAAUAAAAGGACCUGGUCCACCUGCUGUGCUUCAGUUCUACACAGAUGAGUCAGUGCCAUUAGCUCCACCCCAGAAUUUGACCAUUAUCAACUACACCGCAGAUUCUGUGUGGCUAAAAUGGGAUCCAAGUCCCCAGUCAAAUGGUGUUAUUAUGAGAUAUAAUUUCAAGAUUUAUCAAAACAACACUGAAAAACUAUUUUUUUGGAACAUUUCAGGUUCAAACCAUGAGACAAACCUUGUUGGAUUAGACCCAUACAGCCCCUAUUUUAUCAGUGUCUCUGCAUUUACCAAGCUUGGGAACGGCAAUCAGUUCAGUAAUGCUGUCCAAUUUACAACAAUGGAAUCAGUGCCAGAUGCUGUACAGAACGUUGGUUGUAUUGCAAUGAGUUGGCAAUCGAUCCUAGUGCAGUGGGACCCUCCUGCUUCAGCCAACGGCAUAAUCACACAUUACAUCAUAGCAGUUGAAGGAAAUUCUACAAACUUUUCAUCUCAUGAUACACUGCAUACUUUUAGAAAUCUGCUUUCCAAUGUUACUUAUCAAAUUAAAAUAAAAGCUGCAACAUCUGCUGGUGAUGGUGAAGAACAGAUAUGCAAUGCCACUACUCUUCCAGAAAAAGUUCCUAGUGCUCCCAGGGAUAUUGUUUUUUCCAACGUGCAGUCAACAAGUGUGACCUUGCAUUGGAGAUCACCAAAAUCUAUCCUUGGCUACUUUCAAAACUACAAGAUUACCACACAGCUACAAUCCAUCCACUGCAGUGACUGGGAAGCUAUGGAAUGUAUUGAACAUGAGAUGCAUCAGUAUUUAUAUGAAAAUGUCAUGUAUGACUGGAUAGAAGACACGGUGUAUGGACUGAAAAAAUACAGAUGGUACAGAUUUGCUGUUGCUGCCAGUACAAAUGUUGGUUAUGGCAGUUCUUCACCUUGGAUUUCAACUCAAACCCUUCCUGGCUCUCCAGAUGGUCCUCCAGAAAAUGUGACUGUUUUAGCUACAUCUCCUCACAGUGUUAAUGUCAGCUGGAGUGAACCUGCCAUCAUUACGGGACCAACGAGCUACCUCAUAGAUGUUACCUCAGUGGAUAAUGACAACUAUAAAGCUCAGUUUUUGAAGACAAAUGAGGAGGAUAAAGUCUUAGCAAUUUCUGAUUUGAAAGCAUUUACGAGGUAUUCUGUAGUGAUCAUUGCCUUCACAGGGGAUGUUAAUGCUGCACUCCUAGAAGGCAAGGCUAGUUCCCCAAUAAUUGUCUCCACUUUUGAAGCAGUGCCUGAAGACCCACCUAACAACAUAACUUUCCAGAAGAUACCAGAUGAAGUAACAAAAUUCCAAGUAACAUUUGUGCCACCAUCUGAACCAAAUGGAAAUAUUCAGGUGUAUCAAGCUAUGGUUUACAAUGAAGAUGACCCUGCUGCCAUUCAGAUCCACAACCUUAGUGUCAUUGAAAAAAAAGAUCAGUCAGUCACUGCCAUGAUAGAAGGACUAAAAGGAGGACAUACCUAUAAUGUCAGCGUGUAUGCAAUUAAUGGUGCUGGUGCAGGGCCAAAAAUUCAAUUGAAAAUAACCAUGGAUAUCAAAGAACCUCCAAGGCCCAAAAAGAAACCAGCACCAGUUUAUGAUACCAAUGGAGCAUUACUUGUCACAGCUACAACAAUUACAAUCAGAAUGCCAAUAUGUUAUUACAGCGAUGAUCAUGGCCCUAUCAAGAAGAUACAAGUUCUCGUUGCAGAAGCUGGAGCUCAGCAUGAUGGGAAUGUUACCAAGUGGUAUGAUGCCUACUUCAACAGACCAAGGCCAUAUUUUACAAAUGAAGGCUUUCCAAACCCACCAUGCAUAGAAGGAAAAGAAGAUCUGAGUGGGAAAGAAGAGAUAUAUGUCAUAGGUGCUGAUACUACAUGCCUGAUACCAGGCAGUCAAGACAAAAUAUGUAAUGGCCCACUGAAACCAAGAAAGCAGUACCUAUUUAAAUUCAGAGCAACCAACAUUAAGGGGCAGUUUACAGAUUCUGACUAUUCUGACCCUGUCAAAACAUUGGGUGAAGGAGUGACAGGAAGAUCUGUAGAAGCUGUCCUUGCUGUUACUUUGUGCAUAAUUUCAGUUGUUCUUUUGGUGGCUGCAGUAUAUGCUUUUGCAAGAAUUCGGCAAAAGCAAAAAGAGGGAGGCACAUACUCCCCACGAGAUGCUGAAAUUGUUGACACUAAAUUCAAACUGGAUCAGCUGAUCACAGUGGCAGACCUGGAGCUGAAGGAUGAGAGAUUUACACGAUACUCUUCAUUUUUCUUUAGACGCAAGGAGAUUUUUGUCAUCCAGUUACUUAGUUAUAGAAAAUCCAUCAAGCCAAUAAGCAAGAAAUCCUUUCUACAACAUGUUGAAGAGCUUUGCACAAACAACAACCUAAAGUUUCAGGAAGAAUUUUCGGAGCUUCCCAAGUUUCUCGAGGACCUUGCUUCAACGGAUGCUGAUCUGCCUUGGAACAGGUCUAAGAAUCGUUUCCCAAACAUAAAGCCAUAUAAUAACAACAGAGUAAAGCUGAUGCCUGAUGCUGGUAUUCCUGGAUCUGACUACAUUAAUGCCAGCUAUGUGUCUGGCUAUUUAUGUCCAAACGAGUUUAUUGCAACUCAGGGACCAUUACCAGGAACAGUGGGUGAUUUCUGGAGAAUGGUGUGGGAGACAAGAGCUAAAACGCUUGUGAUGCUCACACAAUGUUUUGAAAAAGGACGUAUAAGAUGUCAUCAGUACUGGCCAGAAGAUAAUAAACCAGUGACUGUGUUUGGGGAUAUAGUGAUUACUAAAUUGAUGGAAGAUAUUCAAAUAGACUGGACCAUCAGAGAUCUAAAAAUUGAAAGGCAUGGAGACUGCAUGAUGGUACGACAGUGUAACUUUACUUCUUGGCCAGAACAUGGAGUCCCUGAAACUACUGCACCAAUUAUCCAUUUUGUAAAACUUAUCCGUGCAAGUCGAGCACAUGACAACACACCAAUGGUGGUUCACUGCAGUGCUGGUGUUGGAAGAACAGGUGUUUAUAUUGCACUUGACCAUUUAACUCAACAUGUAAAUGACCAUGAUUUUGUGGAUAUCUAUGGACUUGUAGCUGAGCUAAGGAGUGAAAGAAUGUGUAUGGUACAAAAUCUGGCACAAUAUAUAUUUUUACAUCAAUGUGUAUUGGAUCUCUUGACAAUCAAGGGAAGUAGUCAGCCUUUAUGUUUUGUAAAUUAUUCAGCACUGCAAAAGAUGGACUCUCUGGAUGCCAUGGAAGGUGAUGUGGAGCUUGAAUGGGAAGAAACAACCAUGUAAAUACUAGGAGGAAAUAUUACAGCAAAGCAGAUUUUGAAACUCAAAGUCAUAUUUUUCUAAGCACAGGGGCCAAAGUGAAUUCCCCUAUUUUGUUGAUUAAAAGAAACACAGAUGAUUGAGAAUCUUUUUUUCUAUCAAUGUGCCUUCAUAAAUAAGUGGAAGUAUCUUAUUCAGAACACCGAGCAAUAAUGAUUUGGAGUACUUUUGCACAGACUGCACUUCUGGUGUUAUAUAAAUAGUGCAUUCAGAAUGUAUUUAAAGUGUAUUUGAACACAUUCAUUUUUUCCAAACUAUCUUUGUAAAAGAAAAAUGAGCCAAAUAGGAUGUAAAAAAUUCAUAUUUCCAUUGAACCUA
Cyanistes caeruleus (blue tit) is the source of this 7702-nucleotide messenger RNA. Lineage: Eukaryota; Metazoa; Chordata; Aves; Passeriformes; Paridae. The record is from RefSeq and is a predicted model, not a curated record.